CUUCUUCUUCUUCUCUCUCUAACACACUCAGAGAUCGAGUUCUCUUAGCUUACAGAUAGAGAUGAGGUUAUUAGGGUCAAAUGGAGUUGGUCUGAUGAAGUACAUGAUCAUUCUUAUUGGAGUAGUUACCAUCUCUUACCCGCACCAUUUUCCGACAGCCCGUGCUCAGACAACUAACGCCACCCUCGAUCCCUCCGAAGCUAGGAUUUUGAACUCCAUAUUCCAACAAUGGGGGAUUCGGGCCAACAAUCAGCAAUGGAACAUAAGUGGAGAAUUGUGCACUGGCUUCGCCGUCGAUUCUACCAGUACGCAAGACAGCUCUUUCAAUCCGGCAAUCAAAUGCGAUUGCUCUUCCAACCCUUGCCACAUCACUGUCCUGAAAGUUUACGAGUUGAACGUUACUGGUGCGAUUCCAAAUCAACUUUGGAGCCUAACUUCCAUCAUUGAUCUAAAUCUUGGCAAAAAUUACUUGACUGGCACACUAUCCCCCUCCAUUGGAAAUUUGCAUCGGUUGCAAUACCUAGCCCUAGGCAUUAAUGCACUGUCAGGGGAGCUUCCAGUGGCACUCGGUUUGCUGACUGACUUAAGAGCCUUUUCCAUUAGCACAAAUAACUUUUCUGGACCUUUGCCUUUGGAGCUAGGGAAUUUGAGAAAUCUAACAGAACUCUAUAUAGAUAGCUCCGGUGUUAGUGGUCCUAUACCUCCAACAUUUGCAAAUCUACUGAACCUAAAAAUAGUGGGGGCUUCAGACACUGAGCUUACAGGGAGGAUACCUGAUUUCAUUGGGAAUUGGUCAAAGCUUACUAACCUGAGGUUUGAAGGAAAUUCAUUUCAGGGCCCAAUUCCAUCUACAUUUUCAAAGUUAACCUCAAUGGUUGACUUGAGGAUAAUUGGUCUUUUGAAUGGGAGCUCUUCACUGGACUUCAUUAGUAAUAUGAAGAAUUUAAGCAUACUAGUUUUGCGGAAUAACAAUAUUUCUGGUUCCAUCCCCUCUAAUAUUGGAGAACAUCAGAGCUUGUUUCUGCUGGAUUUGAGCUUCAACCAUUUGACAGGCCGUAUUUCAAAUGAACUUUUCAUUCUCAGUUCACUCAAAAAUUUGUUCCUUGGUAAUAACAAGUUAAUUGGUCCGUUGCCUGCACAGAAGAGCCCAAAUCUACAGAAUAUAGAUUUAUCAUACAAUGAAUUAUCUGGGAGCUUCCCUUCUUGGACCAGUGGACAAGAUUUACAACUGAAUCUGGUUGGGAAUAACUUUACCAUAGACAACUCUAACGGCAGUUCUCUGCCUACAGGAUUGAAUUGUCUUCAAAAUAAUUUCCAAUGCCCUCAGGAAACUCCCAUUUACUCUAGCUUUGCUAUUAAUUGUGGUGGUCAACAAAUUACAUCAUCUGAUGGGAUAGUGUACGAGGGGGAUGGGACUCUUGGUCCGGCAACAUAUUACAUGACAAGCACAGGCAGGUGGGCUGUUAGCAAUGCUGGACUGUCCAUUGAUAGCAAUAGUACAAAAUACACAACCUCCAGUUCUUCAGUUUUUACAAAUACUGUGGACCCUCUCCUUUUCCAGAGAGCAAGGCUUUCAGCUGGAUCACUAAGGUACUAUGGUUUGGGCUUGGAGAAUGGUAAUUACACUGUGACCCUCUGGUUUGCAGAGUCAAUAAUCCUGAAUCCUAAACCUCCUUCCUGGGAAUCUCUUGGGAGGCGCAUUUUUGAUAUAUAUAUACAGGGCAAUCUAGAGGAGAAAGAUUUUGACAUUCAAAAAGAAGCUGGGGGAUCAUUCAGAGCUGUUUCAAAGAAAUAUGCGGUUCAGGUAUCUGAAAAUCAUAUGGAGAUCCAUCUAUUUUGGGCUGGGAAAGGAACUUGCUGUGUACCUAGCCAAGGUACUUAUGGACCUCUCAUUUCAGCAAUCAGUGCAACCCUAGGUUCUGUAGAUCCUGUUCCCUCUGAACAACAGAAGAAUAGAACUGGCAUGAUUGUGGGAAUUGUUGUUGGGGUUGGAGCCAUGAUUUCUCUUUCUGUAUUUGUUGUGUAUUGUUUCAUUCAGAGAAGAAUAAGGCAGGACACAUAUGAUGAUGAAGAGUUCUUGAGAAUGGGCGUGAAGCCAUAUACUUUUAGUUACACAGAAUUAAGAGCUGGAACGGGUGACUUUAGUCCGUCUAACAAGCUUGGUGAAGGGGGAUUUGGACCAGUAUACAAGGGACUACUCGAUGAUGGGAGAAGUGUUGCUGUUAAGCAACUCUCUGUGGCCUCCCGCCAAGGGAAGAGCCAGUUUGUGGCGGAGAUUGCAACUAUUUCUGCUGUCCAACACCGCAACCUUGUGAAGUUGUAUGGAUGUUGCUAUGAGAGAGAGAAACGGUUGAUUGUGUAUGAGUUUCAUGAAAACAAGAGUCUUGAUCAAGCACUAUUUGGAGGUAGUAACUUGUAUCUUGAUUGGCCAAGACGUUUUGAAAUAUGCUUGGGAAUAGCAAGAGGUCUAGCUUAUCUACACGAGGAAUCUCGGCCAAGAAUCAUACAUAGAGAUAUCAAGGCUAGUAAUAUUUUACUGGACUCAGACCUCAACCCUAAAAUCUCAGAUUUUGGGUUGGCAAAGCUGUAUGAUGAUAAAAAGACUCAUAUCAGCACCCAUAUUGCAGGCACAAUUGGGUACCUUGCACCGGAAUAUGCUAUGCUUGGCCACCUUACUGAGAAGGCCGAUGUAUUUAGCUUUGGAGUUGUUGCCUUGGAGAUAGUCAGUGGUAGGCCAAACUCUGACUCGAGCUUGGAAGAAGACAAAGUGUAUCUUCUUGAAUGGGCUUGGCGUUUCCACGAGACUAAUGGUGAGGUUGAUCUGGUGGAUAAAAACGUAGUAGAAUUCAACGAGGAUGAAGUGAAACGAGUGAUAGGGGUAUCGCUUUUGUGCACCCAAACAUCCCCAGUAUCGCGCCCAUCCAUGUCCCGUGUGGUGGCAAUGCUUUUAGGGGACACUGAAAUAGCAGCCCCAACUACAAGGCCAAGCUACCUCACUGACUGGAGAUCCAAUGAUAAAACCACCUUCAUCACUAAUAUUCAUCACUCCCUUUCCCAGGCCGAUCAUACAUUAUCACAUCACUAGCUACUACAUUCAUCGGAGGAGAGGCCGGGUUGUUAACCUCAAAGGAUAUUGGAUUGCAAAGAAUGCUCAAAGUUCUUGGAUUAGAUGCCUUGCCACCUUGCCAAGUUAAUUUUAAUUUUAUUUCAACUCA
Messenger RNA from Ipomoea nil (Japanese morning glory), 3215 nucleotides. Its product is annotated as probable LRR receptor-like serine/threonine-protein kinase At1g56140. The coding region runs from base 62 to 3085 and encodes 1007 amino acids. Gene Ontology annotation, biological process: protein phosphorylation. The transcript is spliced from 24 exons. The record is from RefSeq and is a predicted model, not a curated record. NCBI's taxonomy places the organism in Eukaryota, Viridiplantae, Streptophyta, Magnoliopsida, Solanales, Convolvulaceae. Gene Ontology annotation, molecular function: protein kinase activity; ATP binding; protein binding.